This is a messenger RNA of Vitis riparia (riverbank grape), 1475 nucleotides long. Its product is annotated as AAA-ATPase At3g50940-like. The transcript has 2 exons. The record is from RefSeq and is a predicted model, not a curated record. The coding region runs from base 1 to 1419 and encodes 472 amino acids. Lineage: Eukaryota; Viridiplantae; Streptophyta; Magnoliopsida; Vitales; Vitaceae. Gene Ontology annotation, molecular function: ATP binding; ATP hydrolysis activity.
AUGGGCACAAAGAAAUCACACCAGUGUGCUCAAGCUCGGGCUCUCUUCCAAUUUUUGCUGGCAAUUAUGACUUCAAUGGCAUCAUUGCUAUCAACAUAUACGACUUUUGCUGCAGCAGCCAUGCUGCUUCGAACUGUUCUUAAUGAAGCUCGGAGCCUGAUCAACCAGUUCAUACCCCAAUAUGUGCAGGAGAGAAUCUGGUCCAAAAUUGUAGGGAUUUUUGGAAAUCGCCACUCUUCUUCUCACAUGACUCUUAUCAUGGAUGAAUACGACAAUUACAUCACUAAUCAAUUCUACGAGGCUUCUGAAAUCUACCUGCGCGCAAAAGUUAGUCCCUCAGUUACGAAGCUCAAGGUUUUUCAAGCUCCGGAUGACAAGAACCCGUCAGUCACCAUCAAGAAUGGCGAAAAGUUUACUGAGGUCUUCCAGGGAAUCCAACUCCAGUGGGAAAGCUUUUGUAUAGAAAAGAAUAGGAAUGAAUACUACGACAGGGGUGGAGAAACUAAGUCAAUUGAGCUGAGUUUCCCUCGGAAAAACAUGGACAAGAUAUUGAGUUCUUACCUGCCGUACGUGUUGGAGAGAUCAAAAGCCAUUAGAAAAGAAAACAGGGUGCUGAAGCUCCAUUCAUAUAACGGGUCAUGGGAAUCAACCAACUUGGAUCAUCCAUCGACUUUUGAAACGUUGGCAAUGGAUUCAAAGCUCAAGGAGGACUUGAUAAAUGACCUGGACCGAUUUGUGAGGAGAAGCCAGUUUUACAGAAGAGUUGGCAAGGCAUGGAAACGAGGGUAUUUGUUGUAUGGCCCUCCGGGUACUGGAAAGUCAAGCUUGAUUGCAGCCAUGGCAAACUAUCUGAAAUUUGACAUCUAUGACUUAGAACUCACAAGUCUGCACAGCAAUUAUGAACUUAGAAGACUGUUAGUCUCUACCAAGAACCAAUCCAUACUUGUGAUUGAAGAUAUUGACUGCAGCGUUGCGUUGCAGGACCGACGAUCUGGAGGAUGCGGCCAAGGCAACAGCCAGUUGACAUUAUCUGGGUUCCUUAAUUUCAUUGAUGGGUUGUGGUCAAGCUGCGGUAAUGAGAGAAUAAUCGUGUUCACAACUAAUCAUAAGGACAAGCUAGACCCCGCAUUGUUGAGACCAGGCCGCAUGGAUGUGCACAUCCACAUGUCCUACUGCAAUCCUUGUGGAUUUAAGACCCUUGCUUCCAACUACCUAGACGUCAGCAAUCACAAACUGUUCCCUGAGAUCGAAAAGCUGCUAAUGGAGGUGGAGGUGACCCCAGCAGAGAUUGCAGAAGAGUUCAUGAAAAGUGAGGAUGCUGAUGUUGCCCUUGAAGGACUAGUUGAGUUCCUCAGGAGGGUAAAGAUGAUACGAAAUGGAUCAGAUGGCAGAGAAGGAAAAGAAGUUUAUGAACAUUGAAAGGAAAGCCCUGAAAUUGUUGAGAGUGAGAAAAAAAUUAGCCCAGAAAUUGUUGA